Molecule: messenger RNA, 285 nt
Organism: Oppiella nova
Lineage: Eukaryota; Metazoa; Arthropoda; Arachnida; Sarcoptiformes; Oppiidae
Source: the annotation of a GenBank genome assembly
AUGGUCAGGCGGGAGAGCAAUGCCGACAAGUGUUGCAUCACUUCGACCGGAGAUGACUAUCUACAAUGGCUGACAUCCCUGCAGGAGAUGCCGAGAAGGGGAAGAAGGUGUUCGUCCAGCGGUGCGCUCAGUGCCAUACCGUCGAGAAGGGAGGUUCCCAUAAGACUGGACCCAACCUCCACGGCCUCCUUGUACAUUCCGGGCACUAAAAUGGUUUUCGCCGGACUUAAGAAGAAGAACGAGAGGGCGGAUCUGAUCGCAUAUUUAGAGCAGUCCACCAAAUAA